UCCUCAUCAUCAUCAUCAUCAUUAUCAUCACCAUCAUCACCGUCGUCAUCAUCAUCACCAUCAUCACCUUCAUCACAGAAACUGUAUUAAAAAGUCUCCUUUCACAGAGGUCAUGUGCACGGAAGAGUAUCAGGGCACGAGAUAAAAAAUGAGAGGAGGAAGAUGUUUUUUAAGAAGAUGUUUUUUAAAUUUUUCAUUUCUAUUAAUUAUUGAUUGAAAUUGAAGAUUGGUGCAGCAGCUCAGUGACGUGACGCCGUCAGAUAGGAAACCGGAAGCUCAGGGGUUAAACUGUGUGUGGGUGUGUGAGGGGAAGCUCGCAACUACACACACACGCACACUCACACACCUUUUUGUGAAUGAGAUUUCAGCACAGGGUGCAGCAACAAGCCCCUCCCCCGCCGCUGCGGGAAAAACCUCACGAUCAGAACGAGCCCCCCCCCCAGCCCCUCUUCACGAGCCGGAGGAUGAGUAAUCCAGGAGGGAGGGCGGGGGAGGGGUGUCAGAGGAGUGGAGGAGAGGGCGGAAUCCAACGCAGCAUCAGCAUCAUCCUCCUCCUCCUCCUCCUCAUCAUCAGUGAUCGUGCAGAGCGAGAGGAUGAAGAUUCAGAACGCUCCGGCUCCAGCGGAGCUCCGUCGGUCCGGAGGAGACUAAGUCCUGGAGGAUCGUCUGGGUCACUGGGACCUGGUCACUGCAUGUGGACCGUAACUGGCUAAUGGCUGCAGGAGCUGGUGUCACUGGUGGGACCAGUCUAAUUCCUGACUCGGUGCCUCCUCUCUCAGAGCCUGGGGUCUGACUAAGACCUGGAACCACUGACCCACAACAGGACCUGGACGUUUUCUGACUCAGCAGUGGGACCAGGUUAAUCUCUGGAUCAGCGUGUCUGGCAUGUUCUGCUUCUGCCUGCAGAGUUCCCUGCUGAAGCUCCAGGCGCUGGAGGGGGAGGGGGGCACCUCGCUGGGUCCGUCCCCAGAGGAGAGCCCCCCUGCCCUGGGCAGCAAGGAGCAGAAGAGCCCCCGCAGCCCCGUGGAGCUCGGAGGGAAGGAGGAGAAGACACAGGCUGUGUGCCACCGUGAGGACAGACAGACAGAGCUGCUGACGCUCCGGACCAAACCCCCCCAGUCCUCCAGACACCAGUCCAGCCAGCAGCCCCUGACCCCUGACGGAGCGCUGCCCCCCAGCCCUCACCACUCCCCCUACUCCCCCCAGAGGAGCAGCCCUGGGGGUGGGGGAGUAGGGGGAGAAGGAGGCGGAGCUCUGCUCCAGCUGCUGGCAGGCGGCCCCGCCCCCCUCCCCUCCCCACGAUGCUCCAGCCUCAGUCUAAGGUUCAACUCUGAUCCCGACACUGCACCUUCUCCGCCCUGCAGCCAGCAGUACAUCCUGUCUCGAGGUCGCGGGGACAGGACGGAGGGAUCGGAGGACCAGUAUCUCGCCUCCAUCCCCUUCCUCACCAGACAGAUUCAGGCACUGAAGAAGAAAGUUCGCCGGUUUGAGGAUCAGUUCGAACAGGAAAUGAACUACAAGCCGUCGCACAACGACAAAUACUCGAACCCAGAGAUGAUCAGCGUGAUGAGUGAACUGGCCAAAGCACGUAAACAGCUCAAAGAGCUGAGACUCAGACAGUCGGUGUUUGAGUCAAAGGAGCAGGACGGUCCAGAAAACACAGACAUCUGCAGGUACGUCUCUGGGCAGCAGGGGGCGGGGGAGCACAAACCAACCGUGGAGGAAACGGUAGAGUCUCUGUUCAGACGCCUGAGAGAGAAGAGACGAGAUCUCGGUCUCCCUGACAACAUGGAGGAGAUGACCCAGGCUCAGAUGGUGCUGGAGAAGAUCACUCUGCAGAAGUGUCUGUUGUACUGUGAGAGUCUUCACGGUCGACCAGGAACCAGACAGGAGAAGAACCUGGUGAAGCCUCUGUACGACCGAUACCAGAUGAUCAAACGUUUGCUGUGCGCCAGCCCGCCCAUCGCCACCAUCGAGGAAGAGGACGGAUCUGACGAAGACUCCAUGAGUUCAGUGACAGUGGGCGAACUUCCUCUCCCACUUCCUCCCAGACCGACCCGGCCGGCGGUCGGCGAGGAGGACAGCGACCGGGACAGCGACCCGGCUUUCGUGUCCCCGAUAGACGAGGUGAAAUCCGUCCGUCAGCAACCUGUCGUCGCCACGGCGAACCUGCACGAACUCUCCAGGUAUCAGCUGCUGCAGAGUCUGCGGGAAACCAGAGCAGAGAAGAAGAGCAGGCGAAAAGCUCUGAGGGAGUUUGAGGAGCAGUUUUACCGUCAGACUGGAAGAAUCUGCCAGAAGGAAGAUCGCACUGCGAUGAAAGAAGAAUACCAGGAAUACAAACAGCUGAAAGCUAAACUCCGCCUGCUGGAAGUUCUGCUCAGCAAACAGGACGUCGGCAAAACGCUGUGAGGCGCCGGACGCUCGCCUCCGUCCCGACGCUGCUCGACCGGACGGCAUCAGUUCAUAAUGUGUCAGAAAGUUUCCUUGCUGUAAAGUGUACAACUGCACGGGUACAGUAACUGUGAACAUGUUCUUCUUCCAUUGCACACGUGGGAUUAGAGGACCAAAACAUUUUCAUAUGAGACAAAGUGUCUCUGAGUGUUUGUCUGACUGAAGCACUUUAAUAACUAGCGGAGUCGUGAGGACGAUCUACAAGAUGGAGGCAGGUUGUCGGUCAAAUGAGGAAGAAUCCAAUCACUGAACCUUCGUUCCAUACGAACAAACGACCACAAGCUGCAGUUUGGUUUCUUACAGUUGAGAAUAAAGCAGCAGUUUAAUGAGGAGAAUAAUAAUAAUCUGAGUCUCACUUUCUACUCAUUCUGGAGCUGAAGGCGGCCGGAGUCAAACCAAGUUAGUCGUCCUGAAAUAGUCGUGAGAUCAACUGUCCGACACAUUCUUUAUUAUUCUACUCACCAAGUCAGUGAAAUGAGGAAAUCUACAGCUGACUGGGAAAAUCAAAGAAUGAACUUUCAAUGUGUUUGACACGUACAGUAAACGUACAGUAACCCUGAGGAACCUGACGUGAUCCAGAGCUGCUGUGCUUCAGUGUCCAGUUGAAAUCUGGACCGGAAGCGUUUGUGGAUGAAGAUGCAAAAGUUCAUGUACUGUGAGUCCAGAGUAAUGUGGAGGGAUGCAUCUGUAUUUAUAUCAUUAUGUUGAAAAAGAGAAUUUAUUUUUGUCCAAAGAUAAUAUGCAACAUGGUCUGAAUUUAAAGAUCUUUGUUUGUCCUGUGAUUUUCAGAUCUGUGACGGAAAAUCUGCUCCUGCAAAAAAAGUCAACUGAAUGUCGGAUUUGUAGAAAAGGGCUCAACAACUAAACACCGAAAAAUAUUACAAACACGAGUCACAGCAGCUGAAGAUGAGCUGAGCGUGAUCGUACCGAAGGGACAGUACGUGUUUCAUCAAAUGAAUGAAAACGUGUUGGAGCCGUUUUUACGAUGUAACUUCAAAGUCACAUGAACAAAAUGUGAAAAACAGAGAGAAAUAUUUAGUUCUAUAUAAUUAAAAAAAAUAUAUAUAUAUAUUAUUUUACCUAAAACUCAAACCAGUGGAGCUUGUGUCAAUCAUGUCGCUGCGUCUCCAGAUGUUUCCUGAACUGCUGAAUGUGAUUCGCUGUAGAUGUGAUGAUGACUCAUACUGUGAUGAAGAAAUUGUCUGUGUUGUGUAAUUCUGGCUUGCCUGAUACAUUUCUACACAAAGUUAAAAUAAAUAUUUUUGCUAAUAACACAAAAGUUUGUCUUUUUACAGAAGAUACAUUUUCAUAUUAGAAUAUUUAAAGUUUAUUUUCCAUCAUUUAUUUCUCUGAAUAAACAGUUGAAUAGUUAA
This is a messenger RNA of Scophthalmus maximus (turbot), 3827 nucleotides long. RefSeq names its product protein FAM13C-like. The coding region runs from base 886 to 2412 and encodes 508 amino acids. The record is from RefSeq and is a predicted model, not a curated record. NCBI's taxonomy places the organism in Eukaryota, Metazoa, Chordata, Actinopteri, Pleuronectiformes, Scophthalmidae. The transcript is spliced from 11 exons.